Penicillium olsonii is the source of this 486-nucleotide messenger RNA. The record is from the annotation of a GenBank genome assembly. Lineage: Eukaryota; Fungi; Ascomycota; Eurotiomycetes; Eurotiales; Aspergillaceae.
AUGAUGCGCUCCCCUAUUGCAGUUGGUCUCGGCCAGAACAUCCAGAAGAGACAAGUGACUUCAUCCCCCAACACCGAGGACCCCAAGCAGAUCCUCGUCCAGCAGCGUCUCCGCCGCCCUGUCGCUCCUCACCUGUCCAUCUACAAGCCCCAGAUCACCUGGAUCGGUAGUUCCCUGCACCGUAUCACCGGCUGCGCCCUCUCCGGCUCUCUCUACCUCUGGGCUACCGCCUACCUCGCAUCCCCCGCCUUCGGAUGGCACCUCGAGUCGGCCACCAUGGUCGCCUCCUUCGGUGCUCUCCCUGUCGCAGCCAAGGUCCUCCUCAAGUCCACCCUCGCCCUUCCUUUCACCUACCACUCCAUCAACGGUAUCCGCCACUUGGUCUGGGACACUGGCCGUGCCCUGACCAACCCUGCCAUUAUCAAGACCGGUUGGGCUGUCGUUGGCCUCAGCGUGGCUAGCGCCGUCGGUCUUGCUUUGAUUUAA